UUUAGCAAACUUUAUAUAUACCGCCCUUUGCACCUUUAUUCACUCGCUGCUAGUGGUAGUGUUUUUCUGCCUGUAAUGCUUGUCAACUCAAACACUAAUUCACUAAUGGCUUACUGCAGUACUUUAUCUCGCAAAACCCCCUUCUCCACACUACUUUCUGUCGACAUCUGAGUCACUCUACAGUCCAUACAUAAAAGGUAAAGGGCUUUUUAUAUAUGUAGAUAUUACAAGUCCCUAAAGCUCGUAAAAUUCUCAAUUCUAUAAGGUCAAAAUGAUCACUAUGGCACGUAUCAGUCAGUACUUGCAAACUAUGUCCCUUGUCAACUCCGUCGCUGUUGUUGGCUUAUCCUUCUUGUUCUUGUUGAUUUUCCUUAAAAGAAUUGUGCUAUCAGGUCGCAAGAUGGGAUCUACCAGCCUCCCAACUGUCCCAGAGGUACCAGGGUUACCGAUUAUAGGAAAUUUGCUGCAGCUGAAAGAGAAGAAACCUCACAAGACUUUCACAAAAUGGGCAGAGAUUUAUGGACCAGUCUAUUCUAUCAGAACCGGUGCUUCUACUGUUAUCGUUAUCAAUUCUCCAGAAACGGCCAAAGAGGCCAUGGUGACCAGGUUUUCAUCCAUUUCAACAAGGAAGCUAUCGAACGCCCUGAAGAUUCUCACUUUUGAUAAAUGUAUGGUUGCAACAAGCGACUACAACGAGUUUCACAAGAUGGCGAAACGAUAUUUACUAACAAAUACUUUGGGUUCAAAUGCUCAGAGGCGACACCGAAACCACAGAGAAACUAUGAUCGAAAAUACAACAAGCCAAUUGCAUGCUUUGGUGAAGGAAGAUCCUCUCCGACCUAUCAACUUCAGGAAAAUAUUCGAGUCUGAACUUUUUGGAUUGGCAAUGAAGCAAGCUUUGGGGAAGAACGUGCAAUCAAUUUAUGUGGAGGAGCUUGGUACUACUUUGUCAAGAAAAGAGAUACAUAAAGUUUUAGUUAUUGACAUGAUGGAGGGUGCAAUUGACGUAGAUUGGAGAGAUUUCUUCCCGUACUUGAAAUGGAUUCCAAACAAAAGUUUUGAAAUGAGUAUCCAGCAAAAGCAUUUCAGAAGAAUGGCAUUGAUGAAUGCCCUGAUAAAGGAGCAGAUGAAGCGAAUUGAUUCAGGGGAGGAAGUGAAUUGUUAUCUUGAUUACCUGUUAUCCGAAGCAAAGACACUUACAAAGGAGCAAAUAGCAAUGUUGCUCUGGGAGACAAUCAUUGAAACAGCAGACACUACUUUGGUCACAACAGAGUGGGCAAUGUAUCAGCUUGCUAAAGAUUCAACUCGGCAGGAUCGUCUCUAUCAUGAAAUGGAAAAGGUUUGUGGUUUUAACAAGGUUAAGGAGGAAAAUUUUUCGCAAAUCCGAUACUUGGAUGCUGUUUUCCAUGAGACCCUUAGGAAACACAGUCCAGCUCCUCUAGUUCCUUUAAGAUAUGUACAUGAAGAUACCCAAAUAGGAGGGUAUUAUAUACCAGCCGGAAGUGAGAUUGCUCUUAACAUUUAUGGCUGUAACAUGGACAAGAAUCAUUGGGAAAACCCUGAAGAGUGGAACCCAGAGAGGUUUCUUGAUGAGAAGUACGACCCUUUGGAUUUGCACAAGACAAUGGCAUUUGGAGCGGGAAAGAGGGCAUGCGCAGGUUCUCUUCAGGCGAUGUUGCUAGCUUGUGCUGCAAUAGGUAGGUUGGUACAGGAAUUUGAGUGGAGACUCAAAGAUGGAGAAGAGGAAAAAGUUGAUACAGUUGGACUGACCUCUCAGAAGCUGCAUCCACUGUUUGUAAUCCUAAAACCAAGAAAUUGAGAGGGAAUACCCUCAGCUUUCUUAAUUUCCAUCCUUCAAGAUUGUUAAUUAAGCCUCUUUAAUGCACAAUACUUUGAACUGUUUUGGACUACACAUAUCACAACUUCGUCGCUGCAGUAAAACAAUUACGACUUGAGCUAUAAUGACUAUCAAAUCUCUAUGUGAAAAAAUGGGUUUACUUUGAUGCAUCAUCAAUGUAUUAUGCAAGUAGCAAUUAACCAUGUCUUGCAAAACUAAUGCAUGCCUUCAGAUCCGGGCCAAAUAAUUACUUCU
Durio zibethinus is the source of this 2092-nucleotide messenger RNA. RefSeq names its product GA requiring 3 (gene GA3). Gene Ontology annotation, molecular function: oxidoreductase activity, acting on paired donors, with incorporation or reduction of molecular oxygen, NAD(P)H as one donor, and incorporation of one atom of oxygen; ent-kaurene oxidase activity; iron ion binding. The record is from RefSeq and is a predicted model, not a curated record. NCBI's taxonomy places the organism in Eukaryota, Viridiplantae, Streptophyta, Magnoliopsida, Malvales, Malvaceae. Gene Ontology annotation, cellular component: chloroplast outer membrane; endoplasmic reticulum. Gene Ontology annotation, biological process: gibberellin biosynthetic process.